GACGAGUCGUGGUGUUAUUGCUCAGGAAUGCAGCUCGUCAACAGUCUCUAGCUAUCCUUGUUCCUCAGUUGGAGCGGUCGGCGGCUGAUAGAAGUAUCCCCCAGGCCGUACGUCACCUCGUCCUCAGCCGUAAAGCAACAGUAUGGCCACCGUGCAGUCGGCGUUGCUGCUCGCCGUGCAUGUUUUGGUGAUCUCCGAGUUCAUCCUGGCCAAGAGGGACUACUACGACGUACUUGGGGUUCCCAGAGACGCCACAGAACGCCUGAUAAAAAAGGCUUUCCAUAAGCUGGCCCUAAAGUACCAUCCUGACCGAAACAAGGGCCCCGAUGCAGAGUCCAAGUUCAGGGAGAUAGCAGAGGCGUACGAGACGCUCUCGGAUGAUAAGAGGCGGCGAGAGUACGACCAGUUCGGCCACGGCCCAUCGCCGGGGGAGGGCCGCGGCGGAGGAGGUGACUACAACUUCAACCAGCACUACCAGUCCUUCAACUUCGAUGACCUUUUCAAAGACGCUGACACUUUUGGUCAACACCGACACCAUUUUCACUCCCAAAAUCACGCCCACCACCAGGCACACUUUGACGGGCACUUCCAGGCCCACAGGGACGCUAUGAACAGACAGAAGAGACAGUUUCAGCAGGGGGGCUUUGGUGGGGGACUCUUUGAUGACAUGUUUGAGGACUUGGAGAAGAUGUUCUCCUUCAACACACACGGCUCCAGGACCGACGGCAGGUUCCAGGGCUCCGGGAAGCAGCACUGCAGGACAGUGACGCAGCGCAGAGGCAACAUGGUGACCACCUUCACGGACUGCUCCUGAGACGGCGCCCCAAAGAGCGCAGCCACUUUGGGCACUUUAGGACUUAUAUUAGUUGAGAUUUUGGAAUUGGAUGCUAAUUUAUCACUCGGUGGGAAAGAGAACGGUGUCGCCUGGUUUCAUGUAAUUCUCUGUGUGAUUUCGUCGGAACAAAAAUUUAAGCUGACCUGAUAAAGGGCUGCUUUCAAGCAAUAACUCACUCGAGUUGUUACGCAUAAGCACAGGGCAUCAUUUAGCUUUCCGGAUUCAUUUUGUUUACGUAUAAAGGUACAAUCUAGCUAUGGCCUAAGGUUAAAAGAUCAUUUUAUUUCUUCAUUUUCUUUGAGAGCAAUUCAAGUUAUCACCGUAGCAUUUGUUCUACAUCUAAUCAGGCCAUACUAUUGUGCUCACAUUAUAUGAAAAACACAGGCUCAUCCAAGCACAGUGUAUUCAGGAUUUGAGCAUUUUCUCUCUUGGUUUGUAUUAUCCAGUGUUGCAAAAAAAAAAAAAAGGUCUCGAAUUGAAAUAUAUUAUUAUCCAAUAUUUUUCUUAAAACUUAGCUUCACAUCCUGAAAAGUGUGCAAUUUGGCCACCAUCAACUGUUACCUCGUUUUGUCUCUCCUACAGCGUUUCACCCACCUUCAGUCAGGGCAGGAGGUUAACACCAGUCCUGUGAAAUGUGCUGGUGAACUUUUGUUUUCUCUCAGCUGUUUGGUAACCGGUUGUUUGCAGGGUUACAAAAAGCCUGGGGUCAUAAACCAGCACAGCUGACUAAUAUGAGAAGUUUCUUAAACUGAUCAUUAUGUGCAAUAAUCGGCACCUUUGCCCAUCUUUCAUAGAGAGUGCUUAGUUGAUGUCUUUGUCGUUAUGUCUGCACUUUGUGUGAGUGUGUGUGUGUGUGUGUGUAUUGAGUGUGGCCUAAAUUAGUUUGGUUGCAUAAUGUUUCGAGAAUGAAUAAAAAAGUUUCAAAAGCAAAUUUCUGUUUUGUGCUGCGACCGGAAAUGUGUUUAAUGAGCAUUAAAUUGCAUCAGUCUUUGCAGACUACACUUUCUAUUGUAAAUCCAACUGUUGUUCUGACUAAACACCAGCAGAGAGCGUACUGGCACAACACAGGUUCAGGAUAACACAGACCGACCACCUGCAGAAGGGAACAGCCUCUAAGGGGGAGGAAGCUGACAAAAUGUAUGUAUCGGUAGAAAGAAUACUAGUAGGAACCACAGCAAAAGGUGUUAUGCUACAGUCGAUCAAACCGAGGGGAAGUUAAUGC
Molecule: messenger RNA, 2057 nt
Organism: Pungitius pungitius (ninespine stickleback)
Lineage: Eukaryota; Metazoa; Chordata; Actinopteri; Perciformes; Gasterosteidae
Product: dnaJ homolog subfamily B member 9-like
Exons: 3
Coding region: 143-814 (223 amino acids)
Cellular component (GO): endoplasmic reticulum
Molecular function (GO): protein-folding chaperone binding; misfolded protein binding
Source: RefSeq, a predicted model, not a curated record